Messenger RNA from Recurvomyces mirabilis, 1494 nucleotides. RefSeq lists its product as uncharacterized. NCBI's taxonomy places the organism in Eukaryota, Fungi, Ascomycota, Dothideomycetes, Mycosphaerellales, Teratosphaeriaceae. Bases 1 to 1494 code for a protein of 497 amino acids. The transcript is spliced from 4 exons. Gene Ontology annotation, molecular function: heme binding; monooxygenase activity; oxidoreductase activity, acting on paired donors, with incorporation or reduction of molecular oxygen. The record is from RefSeq and is a predicted model, not a curated record.
AUGCCUGCAAUAACAACUAUCUUGCCACCUGCAGGCGCGGUGGUGGCGCUAUUACUGCUGAGUGCGUACUUUGGCAUUAGUGCUAUACUCAGCUAUCGAAAACUCAAGCAGUUCCAAGGACCUGUAUUCGCUGGCACCUCGAAACUAUGGCUCUUCUGGCAGUCGGUCAACGCACGUGUGGUGCAAGCAGAGUGGGAUGCUCUGGCUAAAUAUGGCACUCCCGCUCGCAUUGGUCCAUCGCUGCUGAUCACGGACGAUGCGGAUCUGGUACGCCAUAUGAAUGCUCCUGGCUCGAAGUGGACGCGAGGGGCGUGGUAUGAUGGUAUGAGGCUGGAUCCUGGCCACGAUCACGUCUUUUCGACACGGGACGAAGCGAUACACGCAGAUCUACGUAGCAAGGAGAUCGGCGGUUAUAACGGCCGUGACGUUGACAACCUGGAGUCCGACCUCGACCUCCGCAUCACAGACCUCCUCGAACUAGUCCGCCACUCUUACAAAGACAAACCUUUGGACAUCGCUGAAGUCGCUCGAUACUUCACUCUUGACGUCCUGAGCACCAUAGCAUUUGGUAGACCCUUCGGCUUCAUGUCCGCGAACAGCGAUCUCUGGGAUUACGGCAAAGCGAAUGCCUCUUUCCUUCCAAUGCUAGAGCUCAUCAUCAACCACCCUACAGUCCAAUGGCUAAUCGCGACCCCGCUAAUGCAGAAGCUGGCGGCUCCAAGACACACAGAUACGACUGGUAUUGGCGCAGCCCUGGGCUUCGCACGUAGAGCCGUUGCCGAACGAUUCCAGAACGUCAAGUCGGCACGUAAGAAGGACAUGCUGAAUCAUUUCAUGAAUAAGGGUCUCACGCAGGAGCAAUGCGAGAAUGAAGCCCAUGUGCAAAUUAUCGCUGGCUCGGACAGCACUACCACGAUCUUGCGCUGUACCCUCUUCCUGCUCAUCUCCAACCCUGUCGCGUACGGCAAAUUGCGAGCGGAGAUCGACCAAGCUGCCAACGAUGGCAGUCUCUCAUAUCCGAUAGCGAACUACGCUAGCGUCCAAAAACUUCCCUACCUCUCCGCCGCGCUCUGGGAAGGUCUGAGGAUGUUCCCACCUUUGGCUGGCCUCAAGGCUAAACUCGUUCCACCCGGCGGCGAUACUUUCAAAGACGUGUUUUACCCCGAGGGCACGGAGGUAGGGCUCUGUGACGAUGCGAUGUGUCGCAAACGCGAGAUCUUUGGAGACGAUGCGCAGUUCUAUCGGCCAGAGAGGUGGAUCGAGGUUGGGCAGGACGAGAGAGUUGUGUUUCAGCGGACUGUGGACUCGAUCUUUGGCACGGGGAGAUUUCAGUGUUUGGGGAGGCAUAUCGCCAUGAUGGAGUUGCAUAAGACGCUUGUUGAGCUGAUCAGGAAUUUCGACUGGAGUAUUGCUGAUCCCUUUGCUGGAGUGCCCACAACAAUCCAUGCUGUCACGCUCCAUCGGAAUAUGAACGUUAUUGCUCGGGCGAGAUAG